CACGUGCGAUGCUAAGCUCCUCCCCUCCCCCCUCCUCCAGUUAGCACACAUUCAAGUCUGGAGCUGCUCCGGUCACUUACUACAAAAUGGCUGCACAGGCUCCUACAACCACCGCGACGACGACAACCGACUGAAAGCUUCAACCCUGAGAGAAGAAGUGACAAUUACAAGUCGAGAAGCGUUUGAUGGAAGAUAAGAAAAAGAAAAGGCAAGAAGACAAGAAAAAGAAAGAAGCUCCUCCGAAGAAGGAUACUGAACAGAUAACCAAAGUGCCAGACUCUGCCAGGCUCGACCCCGUCCCUUCUCUUCCCCCUACCGACCCCAGUGUCACCCCGCCACCGGUAACCCCAAGCAGUGGCGAUGGCAAGCGUGCCCCCUGCGGAGGCCAGCCUCAGACCACCCCACAGACCCCGCCCCGCAGAGAGGUGCCCCCGCGCUUCCGCCAGCAGGAACACAAGCAGCUGCUGAAGAGGGGCCAGCCACUACCCCCCGGGACCCUGCCUCUCAUCAUCGCUGAGCCUGCAGCAGCAGUAGCCAUACAUCCUGCUCCCUGGUCAACCAACCUGUCUACAGAACUGCCUCCACAGAGCAGCCAGGGAGCCCAAUAUGAUAAUCCCCUCUGGGGACACCUGCCAGCCGACAGAAGUGCCACAACUGCUGCAACUUCCUCUAAUACAAGUUGCGGUGAUCAACUGAUCGUUGUCCAGGAGGACACGGAGGCUUGGCCUUCUAUUACUCUUAGCCAGAAGGCCCCUCAAGAAGGAUGCGCUUUGGAGACUGACCCUGGUCAUCUGACCAGCAGCAGUAGCACUUGUAGUACUAGUAGUAACGGUAGUAGUUGUAGUAGUAGUAGUAGUAAUAAUAGUAAUAAUAGUGGUUGGUAUUGUAGUACGAGUAUGGCCACUGGGGCCAAUAGCCAGACUGGCCACUUUCCUAUCAACCACCUAAGCAGUAAGUCCAACACUGGACUCAGCCCUGCCAAUCAUACUGGAACCAACAUGCACUCAAGCCAGGUUGCAGCCAAUCGAAGCUGGGGUUCUGGGUCUGGACCUUCCAACUGCCCCUCUCAGUCCUCAGUGGGCAGUGAAGGAAAAAAUGACAGUCCGGCAGGAGGAGGCAGCAGCAGAGGCUGGGCCUCUUCAUCAUCCUCCAACACCAACUGUAACUUGAACUUGAACCCCAAUGCUAACCCAUCUGCCUGGCCUGUGUUGGGCCAUGAUGGUGGUGGCACGGGGGCAGGCAGCUCAGGGGGAGCCAAUAUCAUUUCACCUCCUCAACUGACACCCAACUUCUGUAAUCCCACUGGCCCCCCACCAUCCCAAACCAGCACUUAUACUGGAGCCAACACUAACAGUAACUCCUCGGGUAUUGGCAGUGCCUGGGGAGGCAUAAUGACCUCUGAUGCAUCGGAGCCACAUCCCUCCCCAUCCACAAAUGUGUCUUUCAGUUCAGAACCUCAAAACCUUAAAACUGAUGGACCAAAUCAUGUGAAUAAGCAGGAACAACCUAGCCCCAUCCACCACAUGCCUGGUUGGGGUAGUGCAUCUGCAGGCCUGGGUUCAGUGGGUCAACAGCCAUCAGGGGGCAAGCAAAUCAAUGGAGAAGAUAGUACAUCUGCGUGGGGUAUGGGUGGCGACUCAAAGGCACCUUCAUCUAAGGACUUCUCUGGCUGGGGCCAUGGAGCAGGUGGCUCAGGAAAUCCUGGAGGCUGGAGUGAACAGUCCAGCGGAGACUGGGGCAAGAAGCACACUGAGGAGGCCCAGGGAGGCUGGGAUGGCCCCAGCUCUCCUCCCCAUGACACACAGCCUAGUUCUUGGAGUAGAGCUUUGAGCACAACCGGUGCCAGUGAAGGAAGUAGUGACAGCAUGGAAGGGCAUCCGAGGUCCAAACACCAUUCAUCAAGAGAUACUCCCGCUCCUCCGUUGCCUGCCCAGGAUCUAGACCCCAGGGUGUUGUGUAAUACUGGCUGGGGACAGACCCCUGUACGCCAGCACACAUCUUGGGACAUGGACAAUACUAAAACCAAUAAUGACAUUGCCGCUGAAUCCUGGGACUCUCCAACUGUUCCAAGCGAUGCCCAGGGGCCCUCCAGUACUAUCAUGGGUCCCCCUCAAAGAACUGACUCUGGGAGCAAAAAUGAGGUGCCUGCUUCUCAGGGAGCUUCCGGUUGGGCAGGAAACAUGGCUCCUACUAACCAACCCAGCUCUGGUUGGGGAGAUCCAUCCAACAACAUUAAGCCCCUAAGUGGUCCUGGUGGCUGGGGGAAUCCACCAAAAGCAGGGCCCACCUCCAGUAUGCCCAAGAAUAGUGGUCAAUCUUGGGGAGAGGAGAAGUCGACAGGGUGGGAUGAUUCUCACAGCAAACCAACAUGCCAGAGCUGGGGAGAGCAACCCAAAGCAUCCCACAGCAGCUGGGGCAAUAGCGGUGGGAGCAAUUCUGCAAAUGACUGGGGAGAACCAGAAGAGAGCAAAAAGAAUCCAGCCAAUUCCACCUGGGAAGGAGAAACAGGGGGCUGGAAAGAAACUCCUCGAGGCUGGGGGAUGCCUCCUUCAGGCCCAGCGAUGUCCGGGGCUGGAGGAAAUGGGGGCUGGGGAGAGCCUGUUAGUCAGCGUCCCAGUGGUGCUCCUCAGGGCUGGGUAGGCAAAUCUCAGGAUGGGCCCAGUGGGAACACCGGAGCGGUCAUGGGCUCUUGGGGUGGCUCCAACUCUGUCAAGCAGGGCGCUGGAUGGAGUGGAGGCAAGCCGGAGUCCUCAGCUGAACCUACAGGGUGGGAAGAACCAUCUCCACCCUCAAUCCGACGGAAGAUGGAGAUCGAUGAUGGGACCUCCGCUUGGGGUGAUCCUAAUACCUACAACAAAUCAGUCAACCUUUGGGACAGGAACAAUCCAGGAAUGUCCCAAGCGAAAGCUCCGACUGGAGGCAAUAACCCAACGGGCCCCAACAGUAGCCAUCCCCAUAAUCCACACAAUCACGUUUAUCAAGGACCACCUGCAGCUUUACAGAAUCAUACCCAAAAUUCCCCAAACCCAGGUCCCACCAGUGGGCCCAUGGAUCCUGUUGUGCAGCACCAGUCAGGGUCAUCCCACAACCGGGGUACCCUGAUGACGCAAGGUUGGGGAGAACUACCCAGCUCACAUGCAAAAUCUGAAAGCUCAUGGGGAGAAAAUACACCUUCGCCAGUCAGCGUGGACAACGGGACAUCUGCCUGGGGGAAGCCAACUGGGGCUUCCACAGGCUGGGGUGACAGCAACUCAGACAACUACAGCAGGGGCAACCCAGCAAUGACAUCUGCAUCGUGCAAACCUGCCCCCAAACCUAUGCAAGACGGAUGGGGAGGCGUAGGUGAUGAGUUGAUGCUUUCUGGAGGUCAGUGGGAUGCCGAGGAUGGAGACAUGUGGAAUAGCACAGCCUCUCCGGAGAGCAACUCCUCCACAAACUCAUGGGGGAACACAUCCAAAAAGGUUCCACAGAAGGUGAAGAUGCCAGGGAAGCCGGAAGAUGCCUGGAUUAUGAAUCGUCUCAUUAAGCAGCUGACAGACAUGGGCUUCCCGAGGGAUCCAGCAGAAGAGGCCUUGAAGAGCAACAACAUGAACCUGGACCAGGCCAUGAGUGCCCUGCUGGAGAAGAAGACUGAACUGGACAAGCGGGGGAUGGGGAUCACUGGCCACGACUACAACAAUGGGCUCAUACACAAACCUAUGAGCUGCCCUCGGCCUCCACUUCUCUCCAAAGAACCCUCAGCGGACCCCCGUUCACCCUUCAUGGAUAAACAGAUGCAGAGUGGAAUGUUUGGUGGUGGUGGAGCAGCACAAGCCCGGGCCAUGUCUCAGCCGCCUCCUCAGCCACCAGUGCCGCCUCUCAGCUCCUCUCAGCCUAGUCUACGUGCUCAAGUGCCUCAGUUUCACUCCCCUCAGGUUCAAGCACAGCUCUUACAGUUUGCAGCAAAAAACAUUGGUCUGAAUCCUGCACUUUUAACCUCACCAAUAAACCCUCAACAUAUGACCCUUCUGAAUCAACUCUACCAGCUGCAACUGGCCUACCAGCGUUUACAAAUUCAGCAGCAGAUGUUACAGGCGCAGCGCAACGUUUCUGGACCCAUUCGACAACAAGAGCAGCAAGUUGCACGUACAAUCAAUAACAUGCAGCAACAGAUCCAACAGCACCAGCGUCAGCUGGCCCAGGCUCUGCUUAUGAAGCAGCAGCAACAGCAGCCUCCCCAUUCCCACUCGGGCCUACAUCCUGGUGGGACCAAAUCCACCCUGGAUUCCUUUUCAGGGCACCCCCAGGCUUCAGGCCUCCCUGACCUGCAGACCAAAGAGCCGCAGUCAUCUCCCAACUCCUAUAGCCCCUAUUCUCUCUCUGGACUGAAUACAAACAUGAAUGUAAACUGCAUGGAGGUGGGUCUGUCUAUGAAGGACCCACCCCAGCCUCAGUCGCGCCUGUCGCAGUGGACGCACCCCAACCCUAUGGAAAGCCUCUCUGGGAGCUCCUCUCCUUUGGAGCCCAACCUGAGCAAGCACUCUACAAACCUGGGCCCCCCUGGUAAGCCUCCUCAGCUGGAUGACUCUUAUAGCCCCUAUAGCCUGAUGUCCAGUUCUGAGUCUCCUUCCAGCCCCCUCGUGCCCCCAGACAGUUGGGGGCAGGGGAAGGGCAGCAGUGACAAGAUGGCCAAUGGGACCAACAUCAACUGGCCACCAGAGUUCUGCCCUGGUGUACCCUGGAAGGGUCUCCAGAAUAUUGACCCAGAAACCGAUCCUAACGUGACGCCGGGUAGCGUCCCAAGUGGGCCCACAAUCAACACAAACAUUCAAGAUGUUAACCGCUACCUGCUGCGAGACAGGAGUGCAGGCUCUUCUCCCACUUCAUCUCAGAAUGAGGCUCUGCCUCCUUCCUCUGAUUGGUCAGUCAGUGCCUACACUAGCUCAUUCAGUCUGUCGUCCCCGGAGACAGACGAUACAGGUAAACUGUCAGAGAUGAAGUCCACUUGGUCUCCAGGGCCCAUCUCCCACAGCCAGGCCUCUUUGUCCCAUGACAUGUGGAAGGUUCCACAGGGACCCCGAAGCAGCACCACAGCCCCCUCCCGCCCUCCGCCUGGCCUCACCAACACCAAGCCAUCCUCUACUUGGGGAGGGAACUCUCUGGGUCUGUCCCAGGGAUGGAGCAGCUCUUACACCACUGCAGGCACCACAUGGAGUACAGACAGCUCCACCAGGACCAGUAGCUGGUUGGUACUGAGGAACCUCACCCCACAGAUUGACGGUUCAACUCUGCGCACACUGUGCAUGCAGCACGGCCCUCUCAUCACAUUCCACCUCAACCUGACACAGGGCAAUGCUGUGGUGCGCUACAGCUCCAAGGACGAAGCUGCCAAGGCUCAGAAGUCCCUGCACAUGUGUGUGCUGGGGAACACUACCAUUCUGGCAGAGUUCGCCGGAGAAGAGGAAGUGAAUCGCUUCUUUGCACAGGGCCAGUCACUCGGUGGGACGACCAGCUGGCAGGCCACUCCAGGAACCAAUCAGACGAGGAUGGGCGGGUCCGGCUCCGGAGCCUCUCACCCCAUCGGCCACACCCCCCACUGGAACAACAACAACAAUGGCAGCGGAGGUACCAGCGGCACCAAGGGUGGCGGAGAGCUGCUGUGGGGCGGUGUGCAGCAGUAUUCCAGCCUGUGGGGGCCCCCGAGUGGAGAGGAAGGUCGGGUCAUGGGGAGCCCCAGCCCAAUCAACACGCUGCUACCUGGAGACCUGCUGAGCGGGGAGUCCAUGUAAGGACAAUGGAGCAAAACAAACAACUUUCAAAUCAAUACGGAGAUAAUCAGCAAUGGAGUACCCGUGAAGGUGAAGGGAGAGACGAGAGGAGUCCUCACAGCUCGUCGCCUUCCUCUACUCCUUUUUCUUUAGUUUGUUUUUUGAGGAAAGUCGCAGUGUUGAGCUUUUACACUUGGAGACACAGGAAGAUGUCUUUUCAUUCAAACUUUUUACACAGGUGAACUCGCCGAAUGAAAUGAGCUGCCAUCUUUAACUCUCGCUGCCUUUUUGGAGGCAAUCAUACUGCACCUCAGAGACCUGCAAGAAGGCAUCAUUCCCAAAGUUAUUAAAAAAAACUGUCAAUCAGAGCGCUGGUUGUUAUUCCUCGGCUGUUCCAGACUCUCAGCACUAAUAUUGGCCUUAACCUCGUUCCCCCUGUUGCCCUGCUUCCCUCACUCACUCUGUCAGUGGGUGGAGAAGCAUAUGGACACUUGCACACCCUUAUCUCUGAGCCAGUGAAAUUCGACAUGGGGAGUUCAUGAUGCUGCUGCGGCCUACUAGAAAGCAACCACAGCUCCCAUCUACAAACAGUGCUUUUAUUUUGUCUCUUUUUUUUUUUUUUUUUUGCAAAGCAGAUCCCCUCACAAAACACUCUCAAAGGGAAUGAUGCAACUCUGUUCGCCUUGUUCAAGCCAUUUAUUUUUGUAGUGUAUUUUUUUUCUUGCUCUUCUUGAAGCAUUGCAAACAAAUUUAAGAAACGCUAUUAUUCAGAUGUGUUAGGGGCUGGGCUUUGGGGGGGGGGGGGGGGGGGAUUACAGUACAACAUGAACCACUGCUAUUACUGUGGAGCUGUAACAACAACAAAUCGAUGCACCUCAACUCGUCUCGCAGUUUGGUCUGGGACCUUCUCACUGCUGUUGAAAACCUCAAGACCGGAAAAUCAGCACCCCCGUUCCCUUCAACCCCAACACCCCCUUUGUCACAACAACAACAAAAACAUUUCAAGUGACGUGCAAUAUAAGCCACAACAGACUGUAACCGUCCAUGCUCCCUACUGAUGACCAUAAGAGAACCACAUUGAACUUCUAUGUGACCUAUGUGCAGCGCCACCCCCAGACUUACUGCCACUAAUACACCCCCCCUCCCCCAAGUGUGCGUGUGCAUGCGUGCGUGGGCUUAGGAGAGUAGCAAGGUCAUUCACUUAAAGCACUUCUCAGCAGGCGACGUGUGUGUGAAUGUGUGAGAGAGUAUGUGUGGAUGGAAGGCAUCAAACCAAAAUGAUGAAAGAAGCCUGUUUUCCUCUUCUUCUUUUUUUUUGACUGAAAUGCGUGUAGAGAUGUGAAAGGCUGCUCUAUCAUAGCACUUAACAGGAGCCACCUACCCCUCACUGUGCCCCCAUUCUGCCGCCCAGACCCGACCCACACCCUUCAAUGGCGGCUCAAGCAGAAGCAACACUGGCAAAUAGAAAGUGACUGACUGCUAUGUGGCUUCAAACUUAUGGAUGUGAAGAUUUUUCUUCUCUUUUUGUUUUUUCCCCCCUCCCAUCCCACUCCACUCUCCCAGAAUGAAUAUGGUAGCAAAGAUGAUGAUCCGAUUGGGGGGGGAGGCAUGUGUUUGUUUGUUUGUUUUUUUCUCAAAUGAAGCCUUGUUUUCUGGAGAGGCGUGCCACCCCCACCAGCCAGUCGGCGUCAUGGCGUGGCCACUGAGUGCCUGCCUGCUGCAGGGUGCAGUGCUCUGCAAGCAGACCUCACCCCUGACCUCACCACCACCAUGCUGACACUUCCCACAUGACUUCCCUCCUCUUCCUCCAACUCUUUUGUGUUUUGUGUACUACUACUAAUACUACUACUGCUGCUGCUGCCCUCAGCAACCUCCACUUCCACUCUUGACAUGGAGGCAUUUUUUCAAAGUUUUUUUUUUUUUUUUUGCCUAUGUGCUUUUUGUUGAUGUUCAUUGACGACACCUAUGUCAUGGCUUUAUGCAGUGUUCAGCCCCCCCACACCCACCCCACCCGCCCGUGACACCUCCUCAAAAGCUCCGCCGCCCAGCUGUGUACCCACUUCGUCUCUCCGUCCAGGACACGCCACACUGGUGCUUUUCUGUUUCACCUCUGGGAGCACUCAGUUCCACUCGGAGCCGCCUCCACUGAGAAGCAGCCUUCCAUUUCUAUGCAAAAGGAGGUGUGAACUCGCCGCCAUUGCCACCAACUCCAGACCCCCCCCUCUCCUCCUAUCUGCCAAACAUCACAGCUCUCUCUUUUACUACCAAGGCAGCUUCCCGUCAAAACAUCUCCCACCGAGCUUGGAGGCGACACCUACUGCAGGCACGCGUGCUUGGGGAACUUCUUCAGUCCUGUGCCAACUGACAUCCAAAUAUCAAUAUCUAUCAAAUGAGGAGGAGAAGGAGGCCCCGACAAACUAGUGGCCAUGCUGCUUUUCACAGGAGAAGGAGGAGGCGGUUAUUUGUGGAUGGGGGGGGGGGGGGGGGUCCUUGUAUGUGUCUGUGCACUGUUUAUGGGUCACAUCGGGUACAUCUCUUUUUAAAUAACCAAAAAAAACCAGGAUCUUUAUCAUAUUUCUUUUAUGUGUUAGAGCACUCCAAAUCUGAGGUUCUGUUUUUCUGUUGAGGCCUCCAACCUGAAGGUGGCGCUAAUCCGCCAAUCACUAACAGGAACACAUCUCAAGUUCGGUACCAAGUCUUAAUAGUUUUGUUUUUACGUGUGUUCUCUAUUCCAGAGUCACUCUUUCAAGACUUGUCAUUGAACGGAACAAUCGUUAAUGCCUGUGUUGUUUAUUAUUUUAUUUUGGAUGUAUGGAUUUCUGUUCUGUGCAUUUACUCCACACUGGACUUGAAUCAAGGAACCGGGCUAGCGCUGGAGGGACAGGGUCGUCGGGACUCAGAGGGGCAUGUUUACACGACAACGGGAUUUUUUUUUUGUUUUUCUGAAUAGUUUCUCAUGCAGGCAAUAAGGUUUUUAAAGCUAUCGUCAAAACAGAACAACUAAACACGGGAAGGCCUAGCAGUUAGCAUCCUUCCGGUCAUGUCCAAAAGCAUAUUUUUACUAUUCCAAACGUGUGUAUUUAUGUUGAGAAUGGUAACACUACAUGUGUAUUUAACUAUCGUCAGUGGAACAUAGGCGUGUAUGCUCAUAUCUUUUUUAGAUAUACAGUCGGCCCUCGUCUCUUGGCGCUUCGAACAUUGCGUCGUCAUUCUAUCUUGGUUUUUCAAAAAUGAAUUUGCUGUUUCGUAGUCGACUAUGACUAAAACUAAGCACAUUAAGCCAUUGUUACAUAUCUUUGGUUUAAAAUAAGCAUUUCAAGAAUUAAAAAAAGUACAAAUACAAUUUGAACUGUAGUCUAUACUGGCCACGAGGUCUUUACAGUAACACACCAGACUUUAUCUCUGUCAUCAUCAAUUAUGCAGAUUUCAAUUAUCAUCACAAUAAAUGUCCACAAGACAUUUAUUGACAUACGAGUCUCGGAUUAUAUCUACUAUAUUGGCUAUGUGACUGUAGGGGUGUUAUCGUAUGUCUGGAGGGCUCUAAUCAUAACAAUAACUGAAUGUAAAAGGUUGUAAACAGAUAUUCUUUGCUCUAAUUACAUGUAUAUUUGGUUUAUAAAUACCCAAUUAAGCGUGAUAAACAAGGGAUUACUGUAAACCUAAUGUCGGCAACUUUAAAAACCUCCAAUUGUGAAGCAACUGCAGUUUUUCCACUCAAAAGAUGCAGUUGUGAAAUGACAUUUUUCUAAUACAAUCGUAGUGUAAACAGUCCCUCCUGUGCUAUUCUGAGCAACAACACUUACCAGCCCUGCCCCCUUUUCCUUCCAACUUGUGUAGGAGGUCAAAUGUGCCCCCCCCCCCCCCCCCCCCCAACCAACAAAAAGUUACAAAAAGGCGACUUUUGCGUCACAAUCAUGGAUCACACAUAAGAGUUGCAUUCGCCGGGGUGGAAUAUGCACAUGCUAGUUUCUCCGCAUUAUAGACGCGAGUGUGUUUUUGUGUAUGUGUGUUCCAUGCCUGCACCCUCCCUCUUAACAUUGACAAGAUCAUAAACAUAUCAGACAAAUAGAAAAUAAUGAAAAGAAAUACUUGAAUCAAAAAGAAGCGCCAAUAAUGUACGUAAUGUGAACACUUUUUGUAGUUAUUAUUUUGUCUCCUUCAUAUACUUUAUUUCCAAUUCAAAGAAAUUGGGGGACUUUAAAAGGCAAAAUGAACACCAGAGUGUUUGCACAAGGCUGCUUGUACUGUACAUGUGUAUAUGUGUGCGUGUGAAUGUUUCCAAUAAUGUGCGCAGACAAGUGUCGGCCAUGUUUUGUUUUUUGUUUUGUUUUGUUUUUUUCAACUCAGUAUUGUUGUGACUAGCCUCUAUAGCGUUGCACUGAGUGUCCUCAUCCAGCUAAACCCAACGACAUGACACAAGUACCGUGGGGGCAGACGGUGUACAUGUUUACUCAAGGACUUUAAAAAAAAUGAAAUAAAUAAGUGUGUGUUUUGUUUUUAAAUGUAAUGUUUAUCUACCUUUAGUGGCUUUCAUUGUGGACAAUAAUCCAAGGAAAGUAUGGAUCAUAUUUGAGUAUUGCACCAUUUUGCAGACUAUAUACCUAAAAGAAAAAACGACAAAAAAAUAAGACAUGUAUAAAAAAAAAAAAAAAAAAAGUAUUUGACAGACCUGUGGCCAUAGUUUUUUGAGGGGUUAGAAGGAUUUCUGCUGUCUGAGGGCAAAGGUCAAGACAGAGCCUCGGCUCACCUCAGAGGUGCCUACUUUUUUUUCUCUCUCUCUUUCUCCUCUCCUCUUUCAUUCAUGUCAUUGUACCCACCUGGCCACUGACAGUUUACAAAACACUUUUGUUUCAUUCUGGAGUUCCAAAAGAAUUAAAACAACCAAUGGGAAAGGGGUUUAAAGAAAAACAAAAAAAGGACAAAUGCUUCCAUUUUUCAAAGUGCAACACUUCACAGAAUGAAGAUUUCUUGUGCUACUUUAAGAACUCUGGGAUCCAACAGCGUUGUCUUGUUCUGUGUUUAUGUUGGACUAUCUGAAGCCUGUUUGUUUUAUGUUGAUUCUAUAUAUUUUUACUUUAUACAAAAAACGAAGAAAAAAAAACAGGACAAAAAAAAAAAAAAGACAAUUGCUCACUAUCUUGCACACACAUGAAAACGUGGAUCUCGUCUCAGGAAGGCCAGGGUUCCAGAGUACCAACUCCACAUCAUUUUAAUGUACAUUUUUAUUAUUGAGAAUAAUCUAAGCACUGAAAGUUAUGGAUUUGAGAAGGAGGAGCAAAUACCUGUCGUUUUUUUAAAUCCGUAGCAGUUACGUAAUAACCAAAUAAUGGACUUUAAAUGGAGUGCUUUAUAUAUAAAUAUAUAUAUAUAUACACAAAUAUAUAUAUAUACAAAUCUAUAUAUUAAAAAAUUGCUUUACAUUUCAAAAUGAAAACAAAUGUGGAUUUUGAUUGUUUAAAAAAAAAAGAGAGACCGUGAAUAAGAUGAUGCAAAAAGCUGUUUUGUUUUGACCCUUUCUUGUGUUUUUUCUUACUGAGGUCCCAUCCUGACUGAAUCAGGAGAGUCGUGCAUUAUUAUCUUACCUUCUUUCUCUUGUCGCUCAUGAAAAAUAUGAUUUGUGUGUGUGUGGAGGAUGUUUGUAAAACAAGGUUGUAAAGGAACAUGAAACUAUGCACAAGUGUUGGAGGAGCAGAAGAAGGCGAUUUCAUGGCCUACACUGACUGUGGGCGAUUUAUUGCAGGGGUUUUAUGGGAUAGGGAGGGAAUCCAAUAUGGUUUUAUUUUUAUUUGGCCUGAUUCCGAUCGUGUUACAUCGCCAUGCUGUGUAUUCCUAAAAACCAAUGAGCGUCUCACUCUAGCACUGUGGGAUUCCAGCCUGUCACCCUCAAGGUUUUUAAGGGGUUUUUUUUUUUUUUUUGUGGGGUGGGGGGUUAUCAAUGGGUGUUUGGAAUUAGGGCUGCUUUUUUUGCCUUUGCUUUAUGGUUUGGAAUAUUACAAAAAAAAUGUCUGUACUGAGAUUUAAUGAAAAGUCAGUGGCUUGUAAUGGUUUAUUUCUCUCUCUCUCUCUCUCUCUCUCUCUGUAUAUCUUUCUCCUCAUAGAAUGUGAUUGUUCAAAAAUGACAUGCACCGAAACAAAUGUUUUCAUGAAUUAUGGAGCUUCUUUCAGAUAUUAAUAAAAUAGCAAUUUUUUUCUCGGCUGUUUAAAAGAAACGUGCACUUUCUUUUUGUAUGCACAACACACCCAGAAACUAGUACUAAUACAGAAAAUUGCAGGAAUUAUAUUGAUAAAACACCAACGCUUUCAUCAUGAAAUAAGUACAUUUGCCACCAAGUACAAUACAGUGCUUUAGUCACGGGACAUCGUCGACGCCUUUUUGACCACCAAAGGCUGCCGUAGUCACAGGAACAGGAAGUCACAGCCUAUGUAAGCUAGGUAACGGGCAUACUAUUUAUAGAAUAUUACAUAUAUAUGUCUCUACAUAUAUAUGUUUAUCUAUAUAUAUAUAUAUAUAUGUUUAAAUACAUGUAUAUACAUUUUGGACCACUUAUUUGUGUCACAAAACCCAAACUUGAGUUAUAAGAGCUUCGUGACAGUGAAAGAGAGCGGGGAAAGCUAACUGACAGCACAAAAAGCACUGCAUUCUGGGACUUGUAGUAUCAGCGGUGAGUAAAAACUACUUUAAAAGCUAGUUACGAUUUCUAAAUAUAUGUUCUAAAUGUAAGCAAAACUUUCGUUGGUGUUUUUGGAGACGCUAAAUCGGUUGGGUCUCCACUUCAAUCACGCUCUGAGGGCGAUGUGUCUGGGGCAGGCAUAGCAGUUGUCCUGUGGUUGUUUUAUGGGGGCGUUAGCAUACAAUGGAGAGGUGACCUCCUCCAGGUGUGAGGGCACUUCCUGCUGAUACGGGGGGAUUAUUUCGGAGUGUUGCUGCUUCCUGGCCAUUUCCUCAUAAACUGGAAAAGCAGCAGGUGCACUCGGGUGGCGCCUUGUCUCAACCUUAAAAAAAACAUACAACUUGUGAGCUAUCAAACAUUGAAGUCCAGUUGACUUGACUCAAUAGCAGAGUGCACCUUUUUGACCUACUUACACAUUUUUUAAUAGCGAGCCACACGACCACGAUCAGAAGGAAGCAGGUCACUGAAAAGAUGGCUACAAGCAGAGGGGGGUAGCUGGAAGAGCAUUGGCAGUUCCUCCCUGCACAAAACACCACCACCAGUCCUCCCAAUUAAAAUGUCACCAUUGUGUAGAAAUAUUAAUACUAUCAGUCUUUUUCUUUGGGUUUUGCCACCACAGUAGGAUACCAGGGAUGGGGAAGAGCGAUAAUGUGACGAUAACCAUAGAACAUGAACAUGGCUAAAGUGACAAUACUGUAUGUUUUAUUAUUUUUCUGUUUAAUGAAAUCAUCUACACUGGAACCUGUAAGGUGGUUGAUGUGAUUUACUGUGACACAUAAACAGGAGUUUUACUUCUGCUUAAAUUGCUCAUUCACUCUUACUGUGUCUACUAUGUUAAGUAAUAUGAGCGUAAAGCCAUUUAAAGCCGCCAUUACAUUACACUGAUGAGACCAUAGCCACUUCUGGAAGUACACUGUCCACUGCUGACGUGUGACUCUAUAUUAUCUUAUUUCUGUUUAAUAUGUCUUAUUUUCUCUGAUUGUAUCUACUAUAUUGGGUAAUAGAAAUGUAAAGGUGACUAUAGGGGUGUUAUACCAUGUCCAGAGGGCUCUUGUAAUGUUAAGACCAGUAUUUAGAACAUUUUAAACAGGUACAGGCAAUUUUAUAAGUAGCAUUUUAGAUCACGUUCCGUUCCUUUUUUUCAUUAUUACUCUUUGGGCGGCAUAGCUAUUUUAUACUGAGCAGCCAGGACAUAGAGGAAUGUACCAUGUUACCACAUCGCCAUUGCUCAUCACAUUUUCCCUCUUCGCUAUCACUGUUCCAGCUCACAGCUUUACAUAAAAACAGAUGUGCGUACAUCACCAGCACGUCCAUUUCUGCUUCUAUGGUCAUCAUCACAUUUUUAACAAGGAAGCUAUACAAGGAAAUAGUUGUUACCUGAGCCGUUAACCAACAGGAAGAGCUGCUGAGUGGUGAAGGAGUUGUGCUGUGAAGUCUUUUCUCUGUAGAAGCGCUGGCAUACAUACAAGCCCGAGUCACCUGGUUUCAAACGCAGCAACAUCACCUUCACCUGUGAGGUGUUCCAUCCUCCAGACACCUGCAGGCGCCACUUGUUGUACGGGUCCAGCCUGAGCUCGUCGCUUUCUCUGCCGCCGCCACGUGGGAGCAUGGACAGCAAUGUGGUCUGUGUGUGUCCUCGGCUGUGGUACAGGUGGAGGCUUGUUAGACCUCUGUGGUCCCCGUGACAAGAGAGCUCCAAGGACUGAUUCUCGUUCAGCUGCUUGAAGGUCACAUCUGCAUGUGCUGCACGCAAACAACACUGACAUGAGCCAUAAUGGUCAUUAUGAAAUAUCAGCUUCAUUCUUACCCUCUAAGAGCUGAACAAGGACAAGAAGGAACUCAAUGCUGGUCUUCAUGUUCUUCUGGCUUAAAAACACACUAGCAUUAAACCACAGACAACCUAGUCACAAUGGGCCUCCUACCACUUCCUUUAUUCAUUGUUCUUCACCAAGCAGGAAGACACCACCGCCACAAGUCUUGAUAAAAUGCUUCUUCUGCACGCUACAUGCUAGCACUACCUGUACUCCACUCCUGUUCCUGUGUUAAACAUGUCAUUUUAGAGGCAGAUUCUAGUCCAGUGGCCAGAAGCAACAAAAAAGUUUCCUCCUGUAUAUUUCGUGUAUCACAACAUAUCUACCAACAUACCUUAAGUGCAGGCUUGUUUUUUUACCUCCACAAAGUGCAGCACAGAGGUUUCUUUUUGCCCGUGUUAUCCUUCUGUGUUCAAAAUAACUUGAAAAGUUGUGAAUGGGUUUGGAUGAAAUUUUCAGGAAAUGGGAUAUGGAAGAACUGACUCAAUAUUUUGGGGGUGAUCCAGAUCACUGUCUUGAUCCAGGGAUUUUUUAACAUUGUGAGAUCGGACCAUUUUUUGCGUCUGUGCAUAUAACUCCACAAAAGAUUGGUCAGAGUACUUGUUUGGGACGUUUAGCCAUGCUUGGUGUUAGCAUGAUAAUGUUACCAUAUUAGCAUUGCGACCAUGCUAAUAGUAACAGAUUAGCAUUUUUAGCCCUUUUCAUGGGUAGAUAUAUGUGUAUAUGAACACUUAGCAUUAGCACAUUAGCAUUGCGAGCAUGUCAACAUUAGCAAAGUAGCAUUUUUACCCAUUUUCAUAGGUUGACACUAUUAUGCUGGGUGAGGACAUGCGAGCAGGAUGAGCAUUCACACAUGAGCAUACUAGCAUUUUUUUCGAUUUUCAUGAAAAUGAACUUUUCAUGCUAGUUGUUAGCAUGC
Doryrhamphus excisus (bluestripe pipefish) is the source of this 15148-nucleotide messenger RNA. Its product is annotated as trinucleotide repeat-containing gene 6C protein. Gene Ontology annotation, cellular component: nucleoplasm; P-body. Gene Ontology annotation, molecular function: RNA binding; protein binding. NCBI's taxonomy places the organism in Eukaryota, Metazoa, Chordata, Actinopteri, Syngnathiformes, Syngnathidae. Gene Ontology annotation, biological process: miRNA-mediated post-transcriptional gene silencing; positive regulation of nuclear-transcribed mRNA poly(A) tail shortening. The record is from RefSeq and is a predicted model, not a curated record.